Messenger RNA from Dunckerocampus dactyliophorus (ringed pipefish), 8459 nucleotides. Its product is annotated as protein SOGA3-like. NCBI's taxonomy places the organism in Eukaryota, Metazoa, Chordata, Actinopteri, Syngnathiformes, Syngnathidae. The transcript is spliced from 8 exons. The coding region runs from base 457 to 2472 and encodes 671 amino acids. Gene Ontology annotation, biological process: regulation of autophagy. The record is from RefSeq and is a predicted model, not a curated record.
AUAUUUUGCCCGAAGUAGCUUGAAGCACCGGGGGUUCUAAAAGAAGCACCAAGCUUACCAAUGGAGGGACGCUGACGGCAGGAAGAGGGCGCCCAAGAGCCUAGUUGGUGAGUCUGCUAACCCGGAUGCUGGAUGGUGCUGAGGCUGGUCCCAGCAAAUAGGGCGGAUGCUGGCGUUCCCUCGUCUGUUUACUCAUCUUUAUGCAUCUUAAAUGCGACUCCACAUGGAGGUUUGUGGUCCAGUACACCCUUGGUGAACGACAUACCAGGGGAGCCGCAGGGAAGUGAAGCUGCCCUCCUGCACUGCGCAGCAGCAGAAGCCCACACCAAGCCGGGCAGGCAGGGCCUCAUUCGAUUCGGCUUCACGAGUGGAGUGGAGGAUGCUGGCUGGCUGAGUUGAUCGAGCAGGUAGAAGCAGACGAAGCAGGGGCUUUUGGAGGUGGGGAAACACAGCAGGAUGCACAGCAUGACCGACACAGAGGAGGCUGCUCUGGGUGAUCCGAAGCCGGCUGCAGAGGCCACCGAGGCGGGUUCCAUGACACAGCACGAGGAGGCCCUGUUGCAAGAGGAGAUGGACAGACUUUUGGAGGAAAACGACAUCCUUAAGUGUGAGAUAGAGGAGAUGAGGGCCGAGAUGGACGAGAUGCGGGACACAUUCUACGAGGAGGACACCUGUCAGUUGCAGGAAAUGCGUCGGGAGAUGGAGAGAGCCAACAAAAACUGCCGGAUUCUGCAGUAUCGCCUGCGCAAGGCAGAGAGGAAGCGACUGCGUUAUGCCCAGACGGGCGAGAUCGACGAGGAGCUUCUCAGGAGUCUGGAACAGGACCUGAAGGUUGCCAAGGACGUGUCGGUGAGGCUGCAUCACGAGCUGGAGAAGGUGGAGGAGAACCGCACCAAAACCGAGGAGGAGAAUGAGAAACUGCGGCAGAAUCUUAUCGAGGUGGAGGUGACCAAACAAGCUCUGCAGAACGAGCUGGACAAAUCCAAGGAGAAGAGACGAGGCGGCAAGGACAUCCAGAAGACGGACAAGAAAGCAGCACAGACUCCCACUGAGGAGGACAACGAGGACCUGAAGUGCCAGCUGGCCUUGAUCAAAGAGGAGGCCAUACUUAUGAGGAGGAAGACGGCCACCAUCGACAAAGAGAAGGACCGCCUGGAGCAGGAGCUGCAGAAGUACCGCUCCUUCUAUGGCGAACUGGACAGCACCCAUCCCAAAGGUGAGGCCGGGGGGCCUCCGUCCACCCGUGAGUCGGAGCUGAAGCUACGUCUCCGCCUGGUAGAGGAGGAGGCCAACAUCUUGGGCAGGAAAAUUGUAGAACUUGAGGUGGAGAACCGAGGCCUGAGAUCUGAGCUGGAUGACCUCCGCGGUGAGGGCGAAGGGGAGGGAAGCUCUGGGGGCGGGGUGAUGGGUGGCUCGGGCACGGGGCGAGGGCUUGGGGACGACCUGACGGAGCUCAGGCAGCAGCUGCAGCUGGUGGAGGACGAGGCCGAGCUCUUGAGGAGGAACCUCGCAGAUGCGGAGGAGCAGAACCAGAGGGUGACCACCGAGCUGAACAAGCUGCGGUUCAAAGCCGGCACCCACGAAGGUGGGGGCCGGCAUGGAGGAGGAGUCUCGGGAGGAACCGGGACGGAGGGAGUAAAGGCAGAGGCUCUGCAGGAGGAGCUGAAGGCGGCCAGGCUUCAAAUCAACGACCUAAGUGGCAAGGUGAUGCAGCUGCAAUACGAGAACCGCGUGCUGCUGUCCAACAUGCAGCGCUACGACCUGGCCUCCCACCUUUCCCUGCGGCCCAGUCCGAGGGACAGUGAUGCCGAGAGCGACGCCGGCGGCGGUACCAGCGGUCGCCGUGAAAGCGACGAGGACUCCACGUCGUCCCGCCUGCUGCCGCCUCACCGCAAACGCGAGGGCCCCGUCGGCGGGGAGAGCGACUCGGACGAAGUCAGGAACAAUAACGGCAGCAACCGUUGCUUGACUCCUACGAGGGGCCUCCUCACCCCCACCGGACCAGAGGGCGCCGCCUCUCCCACUUUAUCCCGCCUCCUUCCUGGCGGCCGGUGCAGCCUACACGACAGGCAGCAAAUGAUUGACAUCCGAGUGGAAGCGGAGAGGCUCGUUCGGACCAUCGACCGCCUCAUCGCCGACACGGCGGCCAUCAUCUCAGAGGCGAGGGUCUACGUAUCCAAUGGCGAUCUCGUCCCAGGAGGGGAUGACGGCGCCGAGGAUGACGGGAGCCGAAUUAGGGAGCAUGAGCUGCUGUACCGCAUCAACGCCCAGAUGAAAGCCUUCCGGAAAGAACUGCAGGCCUUCAUAGACAGACUGGAAGUACCCAGGCUGGGAGAGCGGGACAGCGAGGAGCCGCUGUCGAUGUUCCAGCCUAUCAUUUUGCUCAUCCUCAUACUCGUGUUGUUCUCCUCCCUCUCGUACGCCACCAUCUUUAAACUCGUCUUUCUUUUCACCCUCUUCUUUGUUCUGUGAUUGGACGCCCCCUUCUUUUCUUCUUCAUCUCCGUUAAUCCCUCGCCUCUUCUUCUCUGUUGAUUUGAAUUUUUUUGUUUUUUUUUUCCAACCUAACCCCCCUUCACCGCAUUAUUUGUUGCCAAGGUUACCAAAAGCACAGGGAAAGCUCAAGCUGGUGUCCCAGCCGGGCAUCAGUCCCAGAAGAAGGUGAGUUUGUGGCUCCAACAUGUCUGUCUUGGGUGACAAUUGUUGUUUUACCGCAACAAUAACAUUACUGCCAUGUAUAUAAUCCAUUUAGCUUAGCCGCUGUUAGCAUUAAAGCCUACGCGCAGCUACAUUGCUCUUAAUUCAAUUUUCAAAUAUGAUACAUGUGGUCUUCAGGUUUAGUACAAGUUCCUAGACGGCGACGCAAGUCGAGUUUUGGUGUACAGUCGCCCCUCGCAUAUUUAUAUGCAUACUAACAUGAAUAUUUAAGCAAAUUGCACUUAUUCUUGGCCUAAAUGAAGCAUUUUCAAGCAUUAAAUGGCUAAAUGAACUACAAUACAGAUGUAAGGCAGACGAAGCCUUUUAAUUCUGACUGUAGUAUUCAACAUUGGCCACCAGGUGUCAGUAAUUGUUCGGUGAGACAAGCACCAGACGUGAUCGCCGGGUUUAAAUGAUCUCACAACAGGCGCAAUAAUAAUAACAUGGGCUACUGUCAGGGGGCCAUAACCCACGACAAGCUAAAACCAACUCUGAACCUUCGACGUCACUUCCUGUCCUCUACAUAGCUAUCCGCCCCCCACUAAGGUCCCCGACGGAGCACAUUCACUGUGACACACGAGUGGGAGUUUUAUUUACAUCUUAAAUGUUUCAUUUACUCUUAUUAUGUACGUGUACGUGUUCCCGAAAGACACAACGAGACACAACUCGGACACCACCUUCCAGUUUUGCCAUGAGUUAUUUCUUGAAUUCAACUCAAUUCAAUCGUGUUUUUCACCUUCUUGAUCAAAAUGCUGGCACUUGAAACUUUCUGUGGCUCCAUUUUGGGUGAUUUGAGGUGAGAAACACCAUUGGAUUCGAGAAAUAACUCAUGGCAAAACGGGAAGGUGGCGUCCGUCCGCGUGGUGUCUCGCUGCCGCAUCGUGUCUUUGGGAACAGUCACAGCAAGAAUCACGUCAUCAAUGAAGGCAAAAGAACAGUUUUCCCUUGUUUAUCGCAGGGGGAUAGGUUCCUAAAAUAGGCCGCGAUAAGUGAAAGGAGCCAACUUCAUUUUUGUACAGUGAUUAUGUUUUAAGGCUGUAAAACCUCUCCCCAUACACUUGAUACACUUUUUUCAGACAGGCGUUAACAUUUUCUCACCUUUAAACACUCUCAAAAAAGUUUUGUUUUAAUUUUAAUGAUCAACCUUAAUGAUCAACACAAGAAAUGAUAGUCACUCACGCAUAUUUCGAUCCCGCUCCGCUGUACAAUAUCGUUUUUCUAUCCUUGUUAAAACAUAUUGCUGCAAACGAACCGAAGAUUCAUUUACAAGCUAGCAAGCAAGCUAGCAAUGACGCAGGAGACAUGGCAGGACGGCACAAAGGAAAAUGAUUGACAGUGGUCUACAGCCAGGUGCAGACAGACGAGAGAGGGAAGAGAUAGACACACAACUGCCCACAAUGCAAUUCUUCUUAAAGGGCCAGGCUCGGCCUGUAACAGCGUUCAUAGGCUGUAAUUUAAAAAAAAAAAAAAAAAAGAAGCAGCACAAAAAAAAAAUUCUGUGAAAGGUGAACCGCGAUAGAGCGAGGGAACACUGUAACUUUAAAUGUUGAGUGAUCCCUUUCGUUCAUCAUUUACAUGUACUGUAUUUACUGCAUAUGCAUUUGGAAUGUAAAACUAUAAUUAGAAAACUAUAAAAGCGUGUUUUGUGUUAACAUUUUUUUUAGUUUAUUCUUGUAAAAUUGUGACUUUUAUUGUCACGAGAAUACGACUUUUUUAUUGUAAAAUUACAGCUGUUUUUUUGCAUUUUGGCAGUUGUUUUUUAAUUUUAAUUUUAAUUAACAUUUUUCAACUUUCGUGUAAAUUUUCUUCUCAUAAUUAUGACUUUAUUCCCACAUAUUGUGACAUUUUUCCCAACCUAAUUUUCCAAAAAUUACAAUAUGUGUUUCUCAUGGAAUGUCAAAGAAUGUCUUUUUUCUAGAGUAUUUCAACGCUAUGCUAUUAACAUAAUACUAUUUUUCUUCAUAAUAUUACAAGUUUAUUCUUGUAAAAUUGUGUCUUUUUUUCUUGUUAUAGUGUGACAUUUUUCUCUUCAUAUUUUGAAUUUAUUCUUGUAAAAUUACAGCUGUUUUUUGCUUUUUCUUUUUUUUUUUUACAUUUUUCAACUACGUAUUUCAAGUGUUAAUUUAUCCCUUUUGUUCAUCAUUUACAUGUAUUUAUAUGCAUUUGGAAUGUAAAACUAUAAUUAGAAAACUAUAAAAAUGUGUUUCUUGGCUUUCUGGAACGGGUUCAUUGGACUGACAUGAUUUCUUUCGGGAAAAAUGGAUUCUGACCUCCGGGAACGGAUGAAGGACGCUAACCAAGCUUCCGCUGUCUUGGAAUGCAUUAGAAAAUUGGAGGAAGUGGUGCACUUUUUCGAAUAUUUCUGCCUUCUAAAUAUGCCGUUGAAAGUAACCAAAAUAUUAGGUACCGCUGUUAGGAGCGAUAGGCCUACCGAGCAGUUAUUACACCACUGAAAACCACAAUAUUAAAUAUAUUGUCAAAUUAAAACCUAAUAAUAACAAUAAUGAAUGCUUAGAAUGAUGGCUCCAAGGAAAAGGUGAGGUCGGAACCCCCUCCCCAUGACCUCUAUGUCCCGAUUUAACCUUGCUUGUAAAUACAUUCGCGCUUCAGAGGAGCUCACGGCCGCCGUCAGAUCUUCCUCGCUGGUCAGAAACACAUUACAUACCGUCCCCGCUGUCAUCGCCUCAAGGUAACACGGGGACACUUUGUUUUGAAAUCCCCCCCUUUAACUCCUUGAGGGCACAGCGUUGUCAUCUGUUACGGGGGGCCGCGACAGGUGGAGGAAUGAUGGAGGUGAUCCGGAGGCUUCCAACAUGGGAGGGGUGGGGGGAAAUGCGAUGCCUCCAAGUUCAAGAAUUAGCAAAUGAGGAGCGGUGCGUGGGAGGGGGGGUCAGGCAGAUGAACAGUAGCAACUGUCCACCACGGGUUCAUGUUACAGGAGGAUGUGGGGUGGCAUUCCGCGCGCUUCUGUAGCGUGAAACAUCCGGGAAAUCUGCGUUAUGACUCAAACUUGGCAUAUUUCUUGCUCAUAAAUGACAUGAAAUGGUACAGUUGAGUUCAAAAUGCUUUGGAAGUCGUGCUAGCAUGCGUGGAAUGCACGGAGCUUUAAAGUUGUACGCUGAUUGCACCGGGGUGUCCGAACUUUAUAGUGAAAAACCAAAGGAUGAAACUUUGCCACUUUGAUAUUUUGUAAGAUGAGGUCACAUAUACAGUAUAUUUUUCCAAAACGGCAUGUCAGCUUUGUGAUAUACUGUAGGUGGAAGUGUAUUAUUAGUAUCACAAGUCGCUCUUUUUUCUCCUCAUCUUUUUUUUCCAAAAACAUUUGUAAUCUUCGUAAAUUUGCUUUUCAUUAUAUGAUGACUUUAUUUCAUAGUAUUUGGACUUCAUUGCCGUAAUAUUAUAACUUUCUCCCCUGCCUAAUUUUCCAACUCUAUUUUGUUUCUCCUAUUAUUACAACUUUUGAAAAGUAAAGUAUUUUUUCUUUACUAUUUAUUUAACUCUAUGUUACUAAAAUGAUAUUAUUUUUUCUCACAAUAUUGCAAGUUUGUUCUUGUAAAAUUGAGACUUUUUUUCUCGUUAGAAUAUGACUUUUUUCUCUUAAUAUUUUGACUUUAUUCUUGUAAAAUUACAGCUGUUUUUGUGCCUUUUGGCUGCUGUUUUUUUUUCCAACUAUGUAUUUUAACUUUUACAUUUUCUUCUCAUGAUUAUGACUUUAUUCCCAUAAGUUUUUCAUCAACCCAUUUUUCCAAAAAUCAUAUUUUUUCCUCAUAUUACAACUUAACAUUUAACAUAACUUUUUUUCUUUAAUAUUUCAACUCUGUGCUGCUAAAAUUACAUAAUUUCUUCUUAUUAUAUUCGGAGUUUAUUCUUGUGAAAUUGAGACGUUUUUCUCGUUAGAAUAUGACUUUUUUUUUUUUGCUUAAUAUUUUGACUUUUUGUGCAUUUCAGCUGCUGUUGUUUUUUUUAAAUAAAUUUUCUUCUGGUAAUUAUGAGUUUAUUCCCAUAAUAUUCCCUUUUUUAAAUAUGUCCACUCUGCGCUGCUAAAGUGACAUUAUUUUUCCUUGUAAUGUGUGAGUUUAUUCUUGUAAACUUGUAACUUUUAUUCUCAUUAAAGUACAGCUUUUUUUCUCUUUUCUCGUUGGAAUAUGACUUUUUUUUUUGCUUAAUAUUUUGACUUUAUUCUUGUAAAAUUGCAGCUGUUUUUUGCAUUUCAACUGUUGUUGUUUUUUUAAAUUUAGCUACAUACUUCAGCUUUCUUCUUGUCAAUUUUCUUAUGACUUUAUUCCCAUAUUAUAACUUGUUCAUCAACCCAAUUUUCCAAAAAUUACAUUCGUAAUAUUACAACUUUUUGAAAAAUAACAUAUAUGUUCUCUAAUAUUUCAACUCUAUGCUACUAAAAUGACAUUUAUCCUUAUAAUAUUCAGAGUUUAUGCUUUUAUCGUCGUUAGAAUACAACUUUUUUAUUGUAAAAUUACAGCUGUUUUUUGCAUUUCAGCAGUUGUUUUAUUUUUUAUUUUUGCAACUACGUUUUGCAACUUUCUUUGUGUAAAUGUUCUUCUCAUAAUUAUGAUUUUAUUCCCAUGAUAUUGUGACAUGUUUCCUAACCUCAUUUUCCAAAAAUGACCACGUGUUCUCAUAACAUUCCAACUACUGAAAAAUAGCCUUUUUUCUAGAAUAUAUCAACGCUACGCUAUUAACAUAACAUUGUUUUUCUUCAUAAUAUUAUAAUAUUACAAGUUCUUGUUAUAGUAGGACUUUUUUCUCUUCAUAUUUUGACUUUAUUCUUGUAAAAUUACAGGUUUUUGCUUUUUUUUUUUCUCUCUACAUUUUUCAACUACGUAUUUCAACUUUCAUUCUGACUUUAUUCUCGUACCAAUGUAACUUUUUCCGCAACUUGAUUUUCCAAAAAUUACAACUUUAUUUGUUGUUUUGGUUGUUUCUCAUAACAUUAAGACUUUUUUCCAAAAAAAACCAUCUUUUUUCCUUAAUAUUUCAACCUUAUGACACUACAAUGAUGUUACUGUUCCUCGUUAUUGUCAUAAAAUUAUCGCGUCAGAUAGUUUUUUCUCGAAAUAUUUCGACUUACUGCUGAUUUUUCAAUUUUUCAGUUUUUUUUUUUAGUUUUCUUGUUAAAUUAUAUUUGAUUUAAAAAAUGAUUUCAUAUAUUUCAUUAAAAUAUAUUAUUUUAUGUGCCGCCGGCUAGUCAAUGAGUUAUGGACAAUUAGAUGCUAAGUAAUUUCGCUUUAUGGCGGCCGUGUCAUUCAACCGAGCUUGCUCAAAUUUUACGCACACGUGCGUCUCAGGUCGGUGCCAAAUUUUGUGGUGAUUCGUCUUAACACCCUAAAGUUACAAUGUGUGAGAAAUUUCAAGUCAAUCCGACUUAUGCGGUCUAAUAACAGCGCCACCAUGCACAGUAGGGGUAGUCACAUGACCGUGCUGUAUAAAACUUUCCUCACGCUUGGUGACACAUGAAUGCUGAUAGGACAUGAAAUCAAACAGAAUUACUCACCCACUUGGCGUCCACUGGGAAAAAAAUGGUCGCAUGUCACAAGACAAAAUCUGCCCGGACGCCCGAAAGCGGAGUAGCAACAGAGAAGCUUAUUGGCCGGGAGGUGGCGGCAGGCUUAAAUAGCUAUGUAAACACUUUCCCUCUUCCCACCCUCCCCACCCCCGCCCUUGAGUAUUUUUAGCCAGGGUGCUGGUGACGACAGUUGUCCCGUUGCAAGCUUCACAUGCUGGAAUAAAUUUGACAUUAUGAUAUUG